AUGCCUCGUGUCUCUGGCCAGUGUCUUCUGGACGAGAAGACUGUGCUUCUCCAGAUACGAAGUGAAAUCACUUAUUCUUCGGCAUCCACCAAGCUGCUGCUGUGGGAUGAAAGAGUUGACUGCUGCCGCUGGCCAAACUUUUUCCAAGGUUUCAAAAAUCUGACUGUUUUGAGCCUGGCAGACCAGGAUGGAAACAAACUUUCUGGUCAUAUAAAUGAAUUGCAAAAUGUUACUUCUCCACUGGCAUUACUUGAUUUGAGCAACAACAAUUUGGAAGGGACAAUACCUUCCUUCUUCUUUCAAUUCCAAAAUCUGUCAACCCUCUUUCUCGGGAUGAGCCAAAUACCUUCAUUUUUCUUUCAACUUCAGAAUCUUACAUUUCUCUAUCUUUCAUCAAACAAAUUUUCUGGUCAAAUGAUUGAUUUGCAAAAUGUGACUUCUCCUCUGGAAGUUGUUGAUUUGAGCAUGCAGCAACAACUUGGAAGGGACAAUACCUUCAUUCUUCUUUCAAUUACAGAAUCUUAA
Messenger RNA from Ipomoea triloba (trilobed morning glory), 525 nucleotides. Its product is annotated as receptor-like protein 53. Gene Ontology annotation, molecular function: protein binding. The record is from RefSeq and is a predicted model, not a curated record. Bases 1 to 525 code for a protein of 174 amino acids. The transcript has 2 exons. NCBI's taxonomy places the organism in Eukaryota, Viridiplantae, Streptophyta, Magnoliopsida, Solanales, Convolvulaceae.